UGUUUUUGUGAAAAAAAUAUCUACUUACUUUUUGUAUGAAGAAGCAUCAAGAACGAAAAAAUAUGAUGGAAGAAGAAGAAGAAGAAGAAGAAGAAGAAGAAGAAGAAGAAGAAGAAGAAGAAGAAGAUAUUCUUCACCAAGCGGUAUCCUGUGGCGACCUUGAGCAAGUUGAAGAGUUGUUGAAGAGAGACCCGUCUUGUGUGAAUCAUUGGAACCUCAAUAAUGUUACACCUCUGUUCAUGGUCUACCACACCAUUGAUCAUUCAAAUCCUGUACAAGCUGACGAUAGGCUGCCAAUGAUGAAGCUGCUCCUUGAUUAUGGUGCUGAUGUAAAUAAUAGCUAUUUCGAGUUAAUACUGCACCAGGUCGUUAAGAAAAAACAGAUCAAUGGAGUGAAGUUUCUUUUAGAAAAUAAAGCUAAUCCAAAUAUCCGGGACUACAACAAUCAAACUGCUUUGCACAUUGCGGUAACUCUCGGUUUAGAAGAAAUUGUUAAGCUGCUUCUAAAUCACGAAGCAGAACCCAAUGUCGUUGAUUGCAAAGAUUUAAUGCCAUUGGAUAUGGCCUUUCAAUCUUAUAAUUUUUAUAUUGUGAAGACACUAGUAAUGUCAGGUGCAAAGAGUAGAAACAUAUACAACAAUCUGCUAAGCGCAUGUGUACAUGUCUCUCAAAGAUUGACAUACCAACAACUUCCAUUCAUCGAGUUUUUAUCAAGAUACGCGAAGGAUAUGGAUGCUCACGACCACUUCUCGCCUGACACUCUGAUGCGCUAUAUGGUAUCCAAAAAACAUCAAGAAAAUCACGUGGAAGGGAAAACGUGUCUCAUCCUCGAAAUCUUGCUGCAGAUAGGAAUUGAUGUUAACAGCGACAUGGCCAGUUCGGACUUGCAUUUGGCUGUCCGUGACGGAAAUGUUGCAAAAGUCAAAGCUCUUCUUUUGCAGGGAGCAAACGUCAACGCCAAAAAUUACUUUAACGAAACACCGCUGCACUCACUGUUCGAAAUGAAAAAGGCGAGCGAAGCACGGUACAAUAUUGCUAGUAUGCUUAUUGAAUCCGGAGCUGAUAUGAGCGUGCACAAUUUCAAUGACGAGACACCAUUUUAUUUGGCUCGUAACAACGAGAACCUUUUAAAAUUGAUGCUAGCUAAGCUGACGGGGGUCGACAAAGCGACACUAACUAAGGCUCUUGAACAUUCAAUGCCUCAAUUGAUAAUUAGCCAUAACGAGAAUGAGUUUAAUCUAAACGUACUUAUUGCUGCAAUCGCUUUUGGUAACGAAAAGCUCGUCGAUCGCUUGCUUGACGUGGUUAACAUAAACCAGGCAAAUCAGAAUCUUUGUCAAGGCAUUGCCCUCGCUUUGCACCGCGCCGUCUAUCAGCGCUCGUACAGCAUCGUUGAGCUACUCCUCGAGGCUGGCUUUCGAACUCACAGAAACUUUUCCGGAUACAUAAACAACUCUCUUUCUUAUCAGAGUACAGACGACGAUUUAUUCAUAAAGUGCUUAUUUUGGGAAUACAGAGAUAUUCCAACCGUGCAGAAGGCGAUUAUACAGGCCCUCGAUGAUAUCACUGAUGACUUUGUUCUAAGCAAAUGUACAUUUUUAUCACUUUUUCACUAUAUCAUUGAAUUACGCACAAAAAAGCCAAAUGGCUUCUUGGAAUCAUUAAAUGGACUUUAUAAAUUACAUGAGGAGUUGCCGCCAAUGAUUUUGGAAAACGACGAACUACUGGAUGGGCUGGAAGAAGCUUUAAUAUACAGCUUAACUGUCUUUGACAUACUUACAAUGAGUUUUUAUUCGUUGGUCAAGUUGUUGCAUAGAAAUGUGCUUAUAAAUUGCGCGGAAUAUAUCUCCUUUCUGAAAGAAAAGGACGAACGCGAUUAUUACGAAUACGUGAUAAUAACACGCCUUGAUUUAGCUAUCAAAACAAGAAAGCUUUGGAAUACCGCAAGGGAUUCUGUAAACAAAGCUUUCAAGGAUGUUCUGAGUCAAACGAGUUUUGAAAGUUUACCAGAAGAAAUAAUGUGGAAUAUUUUUGUUCACAUCAACAUGAGAGACUUGAAAAAAAUGGUAGCUUAACUUUAGGAAAAAAAAUUAUUUUUGUCAAUUAUCAAGAUUUUUGUACUGCUGGCACUACAAUUUUGUAAAAAAAAAAAAAAACAAAAAAAAAAAAACUGAUGUAGUUGUGAUACGUUCAAUAAUAAUUUGCACUCCGGGUUACUAUUAUCAAUCAACG
This is a messenger RNA of Copidosoma floridanum, 2232 nucleotides long. RefSeq names its product transient receptor potential cation channel subfamily A member 1-like. Lineage: Eukaryota; Metazoa; Arthropoda; Insecta; Hymenoptera; Encyrtidae. The record is from RefSeq and is a predicted model, not a curated record. Gene Ontology annotation, molecular function: protein binding.